Messenger RNA from Linderina pennispora, 347 nucleotides. RefSeq lists its product as uncharacterized. The transcript has a single exon. The record is from RefSeq and is a predicted model, not a curated record. NCBI's taxonomy places the organism in Eukaryota, Fungi, Kickxellomycota, Kickxellomycetes, Kickxellales, Kickxellaceae. The annotation marks the transcript as partial.
GAUGCGAAAGCGUGCGGGCGACCAGGGCAGCUCGCCCGCUCCCCGCCUUGUGAAAAAUCCACAAACAACGCAGCCCAGGUCGCCGUGUCAGGUGAUUACUGCCUAUGAAGCAGGCAGUCCAUCGUCGUCUGCAAAACCCGCCCUUUCGUGGAUCCCUCUGGAUGUCUAUCCCGACCAAUAGGUUCAAGAGUGUGCGGUCCAUAGACCGAUCAUCUUUUGGUUCAUGUCCGUGCGGGCACGCACACCGCACACAGACGCACACGGCGGCUCUGAAUCGCAGGAAGAUCAGUAACUGCAUCUCCCCUGCCCCCUUUGGACACCUCGGUAUGUUAUGUAGCAGCCUCUCC